This is a messenger RNA of Clupea harengus (Atlantic herring), 3359 nucleotides long. It is a transcript of the gene tnk1, whose product is annotated as tyrosine kinase, non-receptor, 1. Gene Ontology annotation, biological process: protein phosphorylation. The record is from RefSeq and is a predicted model, not a curated record. NCBI's taxonomy places the organism in Eukaryota, Metazoa, Chordata, Actinopteri, Clupeiformes, Clupeidae. Gene Ontology annotation, molecular function: protein tyrosine kinase activity; ATP binding; protein binding.
CAAUGUCCCAGUAUAAACACAGGUUAAAUAUGCCGGUUCAGACAGCUGAGCACGGUAGCUCAAGUGAACCCAGCCUCUGCGCCCGGGGGAAAUACAUAUCCUGUUUGACAGGCUGGGCAAGUGUUUACGAAAAGAAAGAGGCAUUACUUCUGUCUCAGAUUGGCCUCUGGGCAGUUUCAGUCUAGACAAUUAUACAGAGUGCACAAUAUAUAAUAAUGUGCCCUAUACUCAUAGCCUCCAUUACGAACAAAUAGGCUACAAAACCAGGGGUCUUUUGUGGGAACACAUAGCCUGUAGACCUACACAAAAUGGCCUACAGAAGAUAUUUAAACAUGAACUGUUUCAUUGAUACAGUAUCGCCUACUUUUAUCAACCAGACCUAGCGAAAAUGCUUUGAAACUGCUCUCGAAUUACAUAAUUGAGUGAUUAAGAAAGCCAACGAAAGAGUGGUCUAAGUCGCCAAACUCAGUUCAGAAAAGUGGGGGAGGAGAAAAAAGAGGCGGAUGAAAAGACACAGGUAGACUCGUCAGUCGUGGGAAUGUUACUACCUAGAGAGUUCGCUUUGGAUACCGGAGAGUUAAAUUGGCCAAGACACCUGUUAGUCUGUUUUAUAGCGAAACCGUUUAAACCUAGGGGAUUGCGAUACUUUCCUAUUCAGCAGCAGAAGACAAAGACGGAUUAUGGAAAUACCUUGAAUUGAAUCAGUCGAAUUUACGGUCGAAUAUGCGAGAAGAUUGGACUAAUGAGAACACGGAAAUGUAGGCUGAGGCCUCGCUUCUUGUAUGACGGUGAAACAUCUCCAAUCACAUAUCGGACUUUUUGUAGACUAUGUAGCCUAUUGGCCUUACAAAUGUAAACAAAUACAGUGGUUGAAACUUAGAGUGUGUAGGAUCGUGUCAUGAUUAUGGACCAGGACACUCAAUGGUUGCACCAGCUCCUGGCCGAGGUCCAGUUGGAGCAGUUCUACCUAAGGCUUCGAGAUGGACUCAAUAUCACUCGGAUUGAGCACCUGAAUUAUGUGAAGGAAUCUGAUCUUGAAGCGAUUGGCAUCAGUAGGCCAGGACAGCGAAGACUUUGGGAAGGCGUUAAGCGUUAUAAGACCAAUACGCGACCACGCUCAUGGAUGAACAAGGUGUUCAGUGGUCGAGGCCCAGAGGGGAGUGACCAGUGGAGUGGCAGCGGGUCGGGGCCGGAGAUGGGCCGAGCUCUCACCUGUCUGAUCCAGGACAGUGAGCUGCUGCUGGGGGAGAAGCUGGGCUCGGGCUCCUUUGGGGUGGUGAAGAGGGGCGAGUGGCACACCCCAACAGGAAGAGUCCUCCCAGUGGCAGUUAAGUCGUUAAGGAGCAGUCUGUCGAGGCAAACGGACACAAUGACGGACUUCUUACAGGAGGUUACAGUCAUGCAGUCCCUUGAUCACCCCAACAUCAUUCGUCUUUAUGGGGUCGUUCUCACGCAACCCCUUAAAAUGGUGACAGAGUUAGCCCCGGUGGGCUCCCUGUAUGAUAUGCUGCGCUCGCGCCAGUGUGAGUACCCACUCGCCCGCCUCUGGCUCUUCAGCGUCCAGAUUGCAGCUGGCAUGGAGUAUCUGGAAAGCAGGCGCUUCAUCCACAGAGACCUGGCGGCCCGGAAUGUUCUUCUGUCCUCCAGAGAGAUGGUGAAAAUUGGAGACUUUGGUCUGAUGAGGGGCCUGGGGCAGGACAAGGACCACUACGUCAUGACGGCACACAAACGCAUCCCUUUUGCCUGGUGUGCUCCAGAGAGUCUGCGAGUGGGCUCUUUUUCCCAUGCCUCAGAUGUAUGGAUGUUUGGAGUCACUCUCUGGGAGAUGUUCACAUACUGUGAGGAGCCCUGGCUUGGUCUGUCAGGCAGACAGAUCCUGUUCCGUGUGGAGAGAGAGGGAGAUCGUCUGGAGCGCCCCACAGACUGCCCUCAGGAACUCUUCGCUGUGAUGCGGAGAUGCUGGGCCGGCAACCCAAGCGACAGACCCACUUUGGAUCUCACACUGCUGGUGGCAGAGGCGAAGCCUAGGGAGGUUCGUGCCGUCAUGGACUCCACCGAGCACAGGAAACUCAGCCUACAGACCAAUGACCCGGUGACUGUUAUAGACCACGGGCCGGAGCUGUUCGAGUGGAAAGGGCAGAACCAGAGAACCCUGAGUGUUGGCUGGUUCCCUGCAGCCCUGACGGCCCCCGCGGCCGCCCCGCCGCCUCCAGGGUCCAACCCCUCGGGACCGGUGCAGAUCUCUGCCCCACUGAGGGGCAGCCUCCAGCACAGGGGGCACGGGGACCUUCAUCCCGAUCGCAGCUGGGGGACCCCGGAGAACAUAGACGACAGCACACCCUGGAAGGUUGCAUUGGCCCGGGAGAAGGAGGGCUCCAACCUGCAGAAAAUGGCAGGAUUUUCCAAGAGUUUAGAGUCUGUCCUGGGUGGCGCGCCAAGCACAGAGCGAGUGAGUAACUCUGGGGGCAGACCAGUCGCCCGCAGGCCCAUGCCCACGGUCCUCGUCGGAGGUCACGUUGUUCAGGACACUCGUCGUUUCAGUGAUGCGAGCAUCCCCCCACCGCGCCCACCUCCCCCUAACUUCAAACAGUUAAAGGCCCAGUUUGUUGGCCGGGACCGCCGGGUGACUCAAGGCCCAGUACCGUGGCCUCCUCCUCAGUAUCCACAAUUUCUGCAGCCACAGGCACAGCCACAGCAUGGCGGUGGACCCAGCAACCUGACCAGAAUGGGCCACUUGGCUCGAUCCACGCCCCUGCUGGAUGACAGCGGGGACAAAGACAGGGAGAGAGAGAGAGGACGGGAGAAAUACCCACCACACAUGCAGCUGGAUAAGGAAGGAUUAAUCAAACAGGUACUUGAGGCUGUCCACGGAGCGACCAGUGAGGAAGCACGAGCUUCACUCAUCAGGAACGACUGGAACCCAGUGAAGGCGGAGCAGCAGCUCAAGAUCGGGCAUCUGUACUUCAUGAGCGCGUGUUCCAAAGAGGACUGCCACAGAAUCCUCUCCAGACACAAGUGGGACCUGCAGCAGGCCAGUCGAUACAUAAUCAGGAUGAUCAAGGAAGAGAGGGGGAGAGAGAGAGGGAGAGAGAGGGAGACGGCGGACACAGCGCCGGACAGAAGAGGAGCAGAACGGGUGUAGAAAGAGCCCAAAAUAAACCUGACCAGGAACAAACAAAUGGACGUUUUUUAUCACAAUUUGAAUUAUAUUAACCUUUUAUAGUUUCUUAACAAAGAGAUUUAUUUCUAGAUUUCUAGAAGUCCAAAACUAGAUUUUUAUCCUGAGAAAAUGUCAAACCUUUUGUAAUGGAUGAAUUCAAUAAAUGUCAGUUGGUUUAAUCUGACUAAAACAUGUCAUA